UUAACAAAGAUUGUCAAAAUCUGAGGAAACAGAAUCUCUUCAAAUAUCAGAAUAUUUAUUCGGAUUCUCUGAGACUACUGAACACAGCUGAUAUUCAUUCAGUCAUGGCGUCCUCUAGUGGUCCAUUAGAUGAAGAGCUUCAGUGUUCUGUGUGUCUGGAUGUGUUCAAUGAUCCAGUCACCGCUCCUUGUGGACACAACUUCUGCAAAAACUGCCUGAACAAAUGCUGGAAAAACACAAAGAACUGCGUCUGUCCAUUCUGUAAAGAAACCUUCAUGAAGAGACCUGAUCUGAAGAUCAACACCACACUCAGAGACGUCGUUCAGCACUUUAAAGAAAAGAUUCAUGAUGAUAAACCUGAUGUUUUCUGUGACAUCUGUACUGAGAAGAAAAAAGCUCUGAAGACGUGUCUGAUGUGUCAGAGUUCAACUCAUCUGGAGCCUCACACGAGAGUCUAGCGUCUGAAGAAACACACACUGAUCAAUCCUGUGAUCAAUCUGGAUGAUUAUAUAUGUCAGAAACACGAGAGACCUCUGGAGCUUUUCUGUCGAGAUGAUCACACGUGUGUUUGUGUGUUCUGUACUGAAGGAGAUCACAAGACUCACAACACUGUCUCUAUAGAGGAGGAGAGCAGACAGAGGAAGACUCAGCUGGUAAAGACACAGACAGACGUGCAGCUGAUGAUUCAGGACAGAAUCAAGAAGAUUCAAGACAUCAAACACUCAGUAGAGCUGAUGAAGAGAAAGACAGAUCAAGAGAAAGCAGACAGUGUGGAGAUGUUCAGAGAUCUCAUCCGCUCCAUUGAGAGAUGUCAGUGUGAUGCACUGAAGAUGAUGGAGGAGAAACAGGAAGGAGCAGAGAAACACGCUGAAGAUGUGAUGAAAGAUCUGGAGCAGGACAUCAGUGAACUGAAGAAGAGAAACAUUGAGCUGCAGCAGAUCAUGUCAAACACUGAAGAUCAUCUUCAUCUCAUACAGAUUUCUUCAUCUCUGUGCACACCUGUCAACAUGAAGAACUGCUCUGACAUCAGUGUUGAUACUUCUUACAGUCUGAACACUGUGACACCUCUGACUCAACUCAAACAGACUCUGGAUCACAAACUCAAUCAAACAUUGUUGAUCAUGAAGCAGCAGUUUGCAGUGGAUGUGACUCUAGAUCCUGAUACAGCUUCACCAUAUCUGAUUCUGUCUGAUGAUAGAAAACAAGUGAGACAUGGAGACAUAAAGCAAGAGCUUCCUGAUAAUCCUGAGAGAUUUGAUAAAUGUUCAUGUGUUCUGGGAAAAGAGGGAUUCUCAUCAGGGAGAUUUUAUUUUGAGGUUCAGGUCAGUGGAAAGACUGCAUGGGAUUUAGGAGUGGCCAGAGAAUCUAUUAACAGAAAGGGACGGAUCAGACUGAAACCAGUGAAUGCAUACUGGACUGUGUUGCUGAGGAAUGAGAAUAAAUACUCAUCUUGUGAUAGUCCUCUCGUCUCUCUGUCUCUGAGUGUGAGUCCACAGAAGGUGGGUGUGUUUGUGGAUUAUGAGGAGGGUUUGGUCUCUUUUUAUGAUAUGGACUCCAGCUCUCAUAUCUACUCAUUCACUGGUCAAUCCUUCACUGAAACUCUCUAUCCAUACUUCUGCCCAUGUAAUAAUGAUGGAGGUAAAAACUCAAAGCCUCUGAUCAUCUUACCUGUGCGUGAAUGAAUGAACGAGUAAAUCAUUGACUGGAUGAAUGUGAGAUUGAAUGAAUAAACAGUCCACUAAGAAUCUGAAAAGAUUAAAGUAAUAGUUGACUAAAAAUGACAUCAUCACUCACCCUCAUGUCAUUCCACUUAAAUGUGAUGUUUUAUUCAUGAAACACAAAAGACGAUUACAUGAAUCUUUAUACAGCUCUGUUCACACCACACUUGUCAAUCUCACAAAAAGGAUAAAAAUAACAUGUUCAGUUUCUACAAAUGUGAGAAUCCUCUAUUAAAAUUGCAAAAGCUAAUUUACCCAAACAAAUCAAUCUUUACGUUUUUAUAAAUAGUUCUGAAAACACCUGAUGUCUUUAAAUCUAUUAUAAUAAUUGGUUAAGAAUGUGUGGCAGGCUGUUUAGUUUAUUUUAAAUAUACAUAAUUUACUGUUAUUUGUUUUGUUAUAGACAUUAAAGAAUGAUUUAUGAGUUGAUAAACUUAAACUUAUGUAAAAAAACAGACAAACUGUAACAGUUAUGACCUGUGUGAGAUCUUUAUUGUUGACAAACAAAUGUCAUUCUUCUGAGCACAAAUAAAAAUGUGUUUUAA
Messenger RNA from Triplophysa dalaica, 2263 nucleotides. RefSeq names its product E3 ubiquitin-protein ligase TRIM21-like. NCBI's taxonomy places the organism in Eukaryota, Metazoa, Chordata, Actinopteri, Cypriniformes, Nemacheilidae. The record is from RefSeq and is a predicted model, not a curated record. Gene Ontology annotation, biological process: protein ubiquitination. Gene Ontology annotation, molecular function: ubiquitin-protein transferase activity; zinc ion binding; protein binding.